This is a messenger RNA of Aphanomyces invadans, 688 nucleotides long. RefSeq lists its product as hypothetical. NCBI's taxonomy places the organism in Eukaryota, Oomycota, Saprolegniomycetes, Saprolegniales, Verrucalvaceae. Gene Ontology annotation, cellular component: cytosol. Bases 21 to 608 code for a protein of 195 amino acids. The record is from RefSeq and is a predicted model, not a curated record. The transcript is spliced from 3 exons. Gene Ontology annotation, molecular function: pyroglutamyl-peptidase activity. Gene Ontology annotation, biological process: proteolysis.
UCGAAAACGCCGCAUCGAGCAUGGUCAAGAUCAUCGUGACGGGGUUCGGCAAGUUUGGCAAUAUCGUCGACAACCCGACGACCAAGUUGGUAGAACUGCUGAAGGACGAUCCAAACGUCCACGAGACCCACGUGCUGGAAGUCUCUGCAGACGGAGUCCGCGCUGCCUUGGAGCCGAUGUGGCAACACGCAGCAGAGAAUGCGGACGAGCCCACGGUCUUCCUUCAUAUGGGUGUGAAUGCUGGAGGCAAGCAAAUCGACUUGGAGCAAUUCGGGUACAACUUGGCCAACUUUGGCAUCCCGGACGAACGAGGAUGGGUUGCGAACAACGAAACUAUCACGGAAAAUGAAGCCGCGUCCCUGGAGACGUCGCUUCCUUUGGAAAAGCUCCUCGCGCACUGCACGGAACAGGGCUGCAAGAUGGCGAUCUCGAACGACCCCGGUCGCUACAUUUGCAAUUACACGUACUUCCUGUCUCUUUCCCAAACAAAGGGUCGUCCCAACCACUACGCGUUGUUCGUCCACGUGCCUUCGUUCACCGUGCAGCCCCAAGAAGAACAGCUCCACGCUGUUAAGACUCUCGUCGCCGCUAUGCAUGCAACUUUGUAAUCUUCAUAGAGUGCGUGAAUUCGCGAAGGCGGUGUCGUUUAUUGGUUACCCUUCCACUCUGUUAAAAUCGAGUUGCGCCA